Rhinolophus ferrumequinum (greater horseshoe bat) is the source of this 1821-nucleotide messenger RNA. It is a transcript of the gene CNRIP1, whose product is annotated as cannabinoid receptor interacting protein 1. Gene Ontology annotation, biological process: negative regulation of signaling receptor activity. The coding region runs from base 454 to 1008 and encodes 184 amino acids. Gene Ontology annotation, molecular function: type 1 cannabinoid receptor binding. The transcript is spliced from 4 exons. The record is from RefSeq and is a predicted model, not a curated record. Lineage: Eukaryota; Metazoa; Chordata; Mammalia; Chiroptera; Rhinolophidae. Gene Ontology annotation, cellular component: plasma membrane.
AAUAUAUAUGUGAUGCGUUACACCAUGUCCCUCUUGAGACAAGGAUACACAUAAUGGAAAUACACAUCCACAAGAAGGUGGAGCGCCUCGAAUUGAUAUUGGUUGUUUUCUUUUGCUCUUUCUUGCGCAUUUCCUAAUCAAGUGUGGUUUGCAGUCCACAUUAGAAGGAACUGAGUCUUCCCUUGGCCAUUUCCCCUAAGCUUUGGAAAGACUCCUAUUUCCUGAAAUUUAAAUCACUGGCUAGCGGUUUCCUGCUCCGCUUCCCGUCUCCUUUUCUCCUCUUGAUCUCCUCCUGCCUGCGUGGAUCCGGACCCGCGAGCAAUGGUGUCCACAUCCCUUUGCUGACGGAGGUGGUAUCCAGAUUCCCAGAUCUCGCUCCUUGGUGUAGUGUCGCUGAACCCCAGUACCUACCCUCUUCUCCUACCGCCCCGCGCCGCUCUAGGAGGAGCCUAAAUGUCCUCCGCUCCCCUAGCUGAAAGGGAUUAUGCCACCGCGCCCGCCCAGCGCCCAGCCAUGGGGGACCUGCCCGGCCUGGUGCGCCUCUCCAUCGCGCUGCGCAUCCAACCCAAUGAUGGCCCGGUCUUCUUCAAGGUGGAUGGGCAGCGCUUCGGUCAGAACCGCACCAUCAAGCUGCUCACCGGUUCCUCCUACAAGGUGGAGGUGAAGAUUAAGCCCAGCACGCUGCAGGUCGAGAACAUCUCCAUUGGUGGUGUGCUUGUCCCACUGGAGCUGAAGUCUAAAGAACCUGAUGGGGACAGAAUCGUUUAUACGGGCACAUAUGACACAGAAGGUGUGGCCCCAACCAAGAGUGGAGAACGACAACCCAUCCAGAUCACAAUGCCGUUCACUGACAUUGGGACCUUCGAGACGGUGUGGCAAGUCAAGUUCUACAAUUACCACAAGCGAGAUCACUGCCAGUGGGGAAGCCCCUUCUCUGUCAUUGAGUAUGAAUGCAAGCCCAACGAGACACGCAGUCUUAUGUGGGUGAACAAGGAAUCUUUCCUUUGAAGGUGGCCCUUUCUGAUGUUGCUGGACAAUCUCUUCAGAAAUCUACUUUCAGAUAACCCAGCACAAGCCUUCACCGAGGCACACCACACCGUUGCUAUUUCCCAUCGGGUGCCAGUGACCUACUAGCCCUGAUUAUUUUGAAAGUGUCAUUCCCCUCUGAUGCAAUGUCCCUGACAAAAGAUCGUGACGUACCGUCCCCAAGAAGAUCCCUUCCCGUAUUCUGUGUUGGUGUUCCUGCUUCCGGUGUUCCCAGUCAUACUGUUGGCCGCUUGUGAGGACCUCAGUGGACCUGGCAGGCGUGUCCCAUACUUAACGGUUCUACUGAAUGACUGUGGUAUUUUGUUUCCAAGUGGAGUGAUUUUCCCUCUUUUGUGAAACGUGAAAUAAAAAAAUAACAAUGUGACUGGGUUCUCUUGCAAGUGUAAUAUGGUAACAUGCUAACUUGCAAUGUUUUGCAGCUCUCCCAGCAGGCUUUGUGAAAAUGUAAUACAGACAGCAGUGAAUGGGACUCGAACAUGCAUCCUAUAAACAGCUUGGCUUUUUCAGUGAAGAAUGAUGACAAAAUAAAAGGAGAAAUAUUUAAGAUAUAUGUAUAAUGUAUUAAAAUUCUUUCAAGUAACUUAGGGUUUUGUGCUGUGGCCUAGUGGAAAUGGGAAAAACCAUGGUUGUGGACCACUGUCAAGCAAGGUGACAGGAGUUAUAGGGUUGUCUCCUUGGCAAGUGACUCUAGUGUUAUAUUGAUGGCACCCCGACAUUCCCCUUCACUUGAACUUUCUAAAACUGUGUAUGGAACUGUAAUCAACUUUUGAUAUU